AUGAACCCUACAAUUGGAAAAGAAAUUCCGCGCCUUUUUGAAAGCACAAACGCGUUUUCAGAAAUCAGAACUCAACAAAAAAUUAUAAAUCUUGGUAAAAAACAUGGUAAAUCUGGGGAAGAGUCUCUCCAAUUUUAUACUCGCGGUCUCAACUCUAUUAAAGGCUUUAUAACAACUUCGAUGAAUGUAAUGCCCGAACAUUAUGAUGCUCUCGUAGAAACAGUAUCUAUUGAGGCAGAAAGAUAUACUACUUAUUUUGAUCAAUAUCGAAUCUGUGCUCAUAAGAAGAUGUAA
Molecule: messenger RNA, 294 nt
Organism: Ambispora leptoticha
Lineage: Eukaryota; Fungi; Glomeromycota; Glomeromycetes; Archaeosporales; Ambisporaceae
Source: the annotation of a GenBank genome assembly